AUGGGUGUGGACCAGGGGCUCAGUGAGGCCCGAGACGAACUCAGAAGAAAGGAGACUGGAGUGAGGAGGUACAGUCUACGAGAAAGAAAGGGCCACGUGUACCAAGAGGUCAGCGAGCCCCAGGAUGACGACUACCUCUAUUGUGAGGAGUGUCAGAACUUCUUCAUCGACAGCUGUGCUGCCCAUGGGCCCCCAACCUUUGUAAAGGACUGUGCAGUGGAAAAGGGGCAUGCCAACCGCUCAGCCCUCACGCUGCCCCCUGGGUUAAGCAUCAGACUGUCGGGCAUCCCUGACGCUGGGCUUGGAGUGUGGAACGAGGCGUCCGAUCUGCCGCUGGGCCUGCACUUUGGCCCCUAUGAGGGCCAGAUCACAGACGAUGAAGAGGCCGCCAAGAGUGGAUACACCUGGCUGAUCACCAAAGGGAGGAACUGCUAUGAGUAUGUGGAUGGAAAGGGCAUGUCUUGGGCCAACUGGAUGAGGUAUGUGAACUGUGCCCGGGACGACGAGGAGCAGAACCUGGUGGCCUUCCAGUAUCACGGGCAGAUCUUCUACCGAACCUGCCAGGUGGUCAGGCCGGGCUGUGAGCUGCUGGUCUGGUACGGGGACGAGUAUGGUCAGGACCUUGGCAACAAGCGGAACAGCCGGGGGAAGCGUGAGCUUGCAGCUGGGAGAGGGUCAUCACAGCAUCUGGACUCCAGAUGCGACCACAGGGGUCCAGUUCUCAGCCCUACCCCCAGCAGCUCUAAGGGGUUCCGGAGGCUGAAGUCCACCCGGCCACCAGAAGACACCAAGGGGAGAGACAGCGGCCAGGUCCCACCUGACACUGUGACUGCCCUGCACGGUCACACAGGACACCAGCAGUCACGGGACGGACAGCCAGCUGCCUCCGCCCCACCCUCCACCCUGACCACGGCGGCCCCGUGGCUGUACCAGCCCCGCCUGCACGUGGCUCUGCUAGGCUGCCGGGGCUCGGGGACCCUGGUGCCGGGCUCCCAAGACACCAAGCUGGGGUUGGCGGUGGGGGAGCUGGAUGCCAGGGAACCCGAGACCCUGCAGCAGGUCAGUGCACUGUGGACGCGGGCUGGCCUCACUGACCGGAGGGAGACCUUCGGUUCUGUGUGA
Messenger RNA from Dama dama (fallow deer), 1122 nucleotides. RefSeq names its product histone-lysine N-methyltransferase PRDM9-like. The coding region runs from base 1 to 1122 and encodes 373 amino acids. The transcript is spliced from 10 exons. Gene Ontology annotation, biological process: positive regulation of reciprocal meiotic recombination; regulation of DNA-templated transcription. Gene Ontology annotation, cellular component: nucleus. NCBI's taxonomy places the organism in Eukaryota, Metazoa, Chordata, Mammalia, Artiodactyla, Cervidae. Gene Ontology annotation, molecular function: histone H3K4 methyltransferase activity; histone H3K36 methyltransferase activity; protein binding. The record is from RefSeq and is a predicted model, not a curated record.